CCUAACUAGCAUCUCAGCCUACUAAGGCCGUUUUGAAGACCACCCUGGCUGUGUCUUUUGUCAUGCUUCUCUCACGACCCUUGCGGGACAGGAAUACUGCCUACAGUCCAGUCCAUUCAGAUUUCCCAGAGUCCACUCCCAUAAACCCCUACCUCACAAUACGGAGCGGCCUUCCUAGCUUUAUCUCUUCUAGGCUUGGGGUCCCGCUAAAUUGAGAUAUAUUUUUCCACCCUAUAGGUGCAAGGCUCAGACAGGCAUGAACCUCCUCUCGGGCCCUCAUUCGCAUAUAUAUUCUUUGACCGCAAUCCAUUGUCAGGCAGAUUUCACUUCUCCAACCGACGUUGUCUUUGAAUAUCAUUUCAUGCUUUCCAUCACCUCUGGAAACACCAUCACCAUACUUGACCCUUUGAGCAACACCAACGCAUUAAGCUGACGUUGAUCAUCAACGUACGUUAAAGAGGCACGCACCUGCACCAACUGUUAUCAAACUUCACUUCACUGUUGUUCUUUCGCAGCCCCUCACACAAGUUUUGGUCGGACUGUGGUCCAAGUCACUAGUUUAUAUCCAAAGCACGGCCACCAAAAUGCCUCCCAACGCUGAGAAUACCUACAACACCCAACCGGCACGAAAUCUUCGUCAUAAUCACAACAUUAACAACAACCCUGAAACACCAUCCAGUGCAGUAUGUUUUCAAACUUAUUACUUAGGGGGAUCGAGGUACUCUUUCUCCAUCAUAACUAACAUCCCCAUAGGUUGCAUCUUGUAAUAUGCCAGCGGCUUACAAUACCAACCUGAUUACGCCAUCAUCUCCAUAUAUGCAGAGAACAGCUUCUCCUGUAAUACACAGAGAAAACUCGGUCAAGUUAUCGCCGUCACACCAGUUGCCUGUCUUUUCGCAGUUUCAUGACGACGAUGGUUACGGGGGCCCCAAAUUCAACGAGCCGAUGAAGUUCAAAGAUUCAAACCUCCAAAUAGCAAGUCCUGAUAGUGGCUUUACCGGAUCUCCCUGGAUUUGUGAAACCCCAUACUUUGGAUCUUAUGGAGUUUCGGCAACGAACAAUACACCAUCUGGAAGCACUUCUAUUUCAUCACUGCCAUCCAUCCAACCUCAUCAAAGUCCGGAUCUUAACUCUUUGGGCGGGUUCAGCAACGAAAGUCGAGAAUCACGUCAACUUACGCCCCAAAGUGUCUAUAGAACACAUCAAACGCCCAUUUUGAUCGCUCCAAACCCUGCAACGCUCCGCAAAGACUCAGGAGGAGUGUAUCGACAGAACUCCAUAAGUUCGACUUAUUCGCAAUCCUCUACCCCAAGAACCCCGAUGUCAUUUCACCAUCGGGAUAACUUCAAUACCCUUCGUUCCAAUGGGCCUCGGAAACGCAAGUCUCCUGAUAAUUGCAUAGAUCCGGAUACACUCUCGGUAGAUCUUACUGUAGAAGAAAGCCUUCUCCUCCAACUUACGGAUCGCAAGGAACAUUUACCUUGGAAGGAGGUUGCAAGUGUGUUUAAUGAGAAGAUGGGCAAGGGACUGAAGGUUCCAGCGUAAGCAACCAUUUCACAAAACCUUCCGAGUUAUUGAGUUUAGGAUCUGCAAUACUAAUAUGUUAUGUGCAGUUUGCAAAUGCGAAAGAAACGCCUGGUAUAUAUUCCCAUUUUCUUUCCCUAGUAGAAUACACUGUCUCCAAAUUUCCGCAACAGACAAACUAACUCGCAUUCUUCUCUCUUCAGUUGGAAAAAAUGAGUAAGCUUGCCCAUCUUUACUUUUCCAAGUCGAUUCAACUAGGGAGACGAACUCUUUGCUAACUUAAAUGAAGAAACAUGGCCUGAAGUUGAGGUACCGGAGCCUUACUUAUCCCGUUGUCUUCCCUGUUCCCCCCCUUCCUGAUGUUUGUCCCGACACCAUCACUAAUACCCCCACUAGGAACGGGCUUUACUUAUUGCUAUGCAAAACUAUGAGAAGAACAAAUGGUCCAACAUCGCACGCGAUAUGGCCAACCACGGAUCCACCGAAAAUUGGACGAAAGAUGCCGUGGAAAAGAAAUGGUAUGAGAUCCACCCGGAUUUCGAAGAAGCUGGUCGAUACCCUUUCAAGCACGAUUAUGAAUUCGGCGCGCGACAACACCAUGCCUAUCCUUCUUCUUGUCCACCUUCAACAUAUCCUAUGUAUAAUUAUUCGCCGGUUUUGGAGCAUCAUAAAUCAUACCCUUCGGACACUAUGUCCACUCGAGCAACGAACUACUAUGAUACCCAGCUUCCAUCUACACAUCCUCUUCACGCGGUACAGCAGGCUAAUCAAAGACUCCCUCUAAGACCGGGAACAGGAUCUUCUCUCUCGACAUCUUCUCCUCCCUCGACGGGGAAUCUACAUCAUCCGAACUUAAUAAAUUCCUCACCACCAAUCCACCCUCGUGAUCUAUCUCAUCGUCAUUCUUCUAUUUCUUCCUCUGUCCCGUCCAUGAUGAGUGGUGUUAGCACCGUCACAAUAGACGAGCUUCACGAGCGAGCUGAGGAGGAGAAUAGUACGCAGCAGGCUAUCUAUCAAGAGGAGAAGCAGAGAGUCUUUGAUGAGUUAAGGAAGACGGAAAGGAAGAAGGCUUUGCGGGAGGUUGGGGGACGAAGGAACUCGAAGGAUUUUACUGAGGUGAGGAAGGAGUCGGCUUGA
Hymenoscyphus albidus is the source of this 2661-nucleotide messenger RNA. The record is from the annotation of a GenBank genome assembly. NCBI's taxonomy places the organism in Eukaryota, Fungi, Ascomycota, Leotiomycetes, Helotiales, Helotiaceae.